AUGCUCCCCGCCAUGGACACCCUACUCCCACCCAUCCAUCCAUCGAUCCAUCAGCCUCCAUUGCUAGCCAGCCACCCCCAUUACUCUCCACCUAGCCCAACAACAACCACCGCCGCCGCUGCCAUGGCUUCCAACAACACCACCAACGCGGCCUCCGAGGUGAGCAACGCCAUCACCGACCUCAACGACCACCUGGCCACCGCCCUCGGCGCCGGCGACGAGGCCGGCAAGACCACCGUCAUCACGCUGGCGGGGGAGAACAACGGCGCGGCCAUGGACGCGGAGGACCUGGUCGUCGUCGAGGCCGGCGGCGAGGGGGACGAGGAGGAAGGCGAGGACGAGGAGGUGCACGUGGCCGCCUACACCAACAGCAACUACCAGGCGGUGAACAACUCGGUGCUCCUCGCCGGCAGCUGCGCCGUCAGGGACCCCGGCGUCCACGUCGUCAUCGUGGAGCACGUCGACGACAUCCGCGACUGCGACGGCGACGAGAUCUUCGAGGACGGUGAGGUGGCCAAGUGA
Molecule: messenger RNA, 522 nt
Organism: Triticum turgidum subsp. durum (durum wheat)
Lineage: Eukaryota; Viridiplantae; Streptophyta; Magnoliopsida; Poales; Poaceae
Source: the annotation of a GenBank genome assembly